GGUGGCAGUAAUGAGCGUCUCGAGUCUACCACACGAGCGUACAAGGAUCAGCGGGACGAAGAAGAAAAUUGUUUUCAUUAGCAACAAACUUACAGCUGAAUGAAAUAAUUGUCCGAAGACGGACUAACCAAAUCAAAAGAAAUCAGUGUAAAAGAUGUCUUUUCUAAUGGAUGACGCCGCAGCAGAUGAGCCUGUCAAAUACAUCACGAACCCCUUGAGAACUACACAAGAACAUAUGAGAGUGCGUCUGGACCUGUCGCGGGUGUCCAGGAAGGAGCUGGAGGACAACUUCCUGCAGCUGCACGAUGACUCGCUGGUUCUCAAGCAACACAUCCACCAACAGGAGGACAAGAUCAAGAAAUUGGGCACCAAGCUUUUGAGGCUUGUCAAGGACCGUCGUCGGAUGGAGCAGCUUGCCAGUGGGGUUGGUCCACCAGUAUCGGGGAGGCUGGAUGCUGAGAAGGAGGAUAUGAUGGAUGAGUUCCAGGAGAAGGUCCGAGCACUUGAAGCAGAGAAUGAGAGGCUGAAGCAGCGUUUGUUUGUAGCCAAGCAGCAGCUGCUAGGAUCCCCCAAUGGAGCUCGCUCGCCUUACCAACGUGUCCAGUCCCGCAUCACCCCUGGCCCCAGAAAACAGGAUGAUGUCUCGUCUCCUUUGCUGACUCCUCCCAGGCGUGCCAGAAGUUUGGCAGGUGAUGACAGACCUCCAACCGGCCAGGCUUCACCAUACAUACAGAGCCUGCUGGAAGAGGCCCGCGAAAAGACCCGAAAUCUAGAGAACGUGAUUGAGUCGCAACUGAGGCGCAUUGCGCAGCUGGAGGAGGAGAAGCAGGUGGCUCUUCAGCAACAAAACAAGUCAGAACUCAGGUCGCAGAUCAACAGCAACGUCACCAUGAUCAAAUUGCAGAAGCAGCUAUCAGAAAGAUCCAAUGCCAUCGUGGAGCUACAGGGCCGUUUCCUGCACCUGCAAGAGAGUCAGCGCACACAGAAAGCGUGCUAUGACGCAGCCACUUCCAAGGUGGCCGAGCUGUCAUCUCAGCUGAAGGAUGAACAUCUGAAGAGCGUGGAGCUGAGGACGCAGCUACAGAGCUCGCAGGUGUCACAAGCCAAGUUACAGCAGUUACAGGAGCAACUCAGCGAGGCGGAGCAGGAAAAGGAGCUGCUAAAGGAGCAAAACGAGAAACUGGUCAACAGCAUGUUUGACGUGUCUCAGCAGCAGAAGUGGAGCGUUCAAGAGCAACAACUCAAGCAGCACAUCGUGCAGCUGGAGACAGCAUUGCAGGCUGACCUUCAUGACAAGAACCAAAUUCUGGACAAGGUCAAGGCUGAGAGGGACGCUAGUGAGAAGCUGACAGAAGAAAACCAGAAACUUCUUGUUGAGCUUGCAGAGCAGAAGCAGCAGCUGAAGGAGCUCCAAUGCCGCGUGGACGUCUACAGCAGGACCAAGGAGUACGAUGUGGCUGAACUAACGGAAGCUCUGCUGCUCAUCAAGGAACGUAAAUCUCAACGUGGCGGGGAGUUGAGCUUCCUCCAGGAAGGCCAGAACGGUCCAAGUGGUGGCAGCAUCAGCGAACAAGAUGCUCAUGCUGAAACCAUCCAGGAGUUGGAGAAGGUCAGACAGCUGCUGACCAUGGAAAGCAAAAUCAGUAGUGACCUCAAGGCGGAGCUAGACAUCGUCCAGAAGAAGGUGGAGCGUGACAAAAGCACUUAUACGCAGCAGCUGGAACAUCACACGCAGAUGGCAGCCGCCAAGGAUGCCAAGCUCCACAAACUGCAGGCUCAGCUGCGAGAUGUUGCCUACGGCUCCGUCUUCAAAGCCAAUAUUCCAGAUGAAGACGCAAUGCUCCAUCUAGAAGAGGAAGAGAACCUUGUGGAGCUUCAGAUAGUUGGUGCCACUCUGACGCCAGAUGCCCUGGAGACUCUGGGCGACCCUGCCCCCGCCACCUUUUGCACUUAUGCCUUCUACCUCUUUGACCUGCAUGCCACUCCGGUGGUGACGGGCCCGGCUCCCAAAUACGGCUUCACGUCAAAAUACGUGGUGAGCCCGGAUGACAACUUCCUGGAAUACCUCCAUAGGCACUCUGUGAGGGUGGAGCUGCACCAGGCUCUUGGACUCAAGUGGAGGACGGUGGCCAGCGCGCAGCUUCACCUGCACCGACUCCUCCAGAAGGACGGGAUGGUGGCCGGGAGCCUUCCGCUGGUUGGAAGUUCUGGUGAGGAGGGCUUGUUCGGGUCUCUGGACUACUGGAUCAAGCUGCGUGUUCCCAUCACAGAAAGUGGACGUCUGUACAAAGACAGACUGAUGGCGGCUGGAAGCCAUGAUGGGCAGUCCAGAUUGAAGACACAAGAGACAUCUCCGGUUCCAUCAGGAACCAGCAGCCGGAAUGAACUGGACAUCAGUGUGCGCAGCUGCAAAAAGCUCCAGUCCAGAUCCUUCAUUCAGCCCAGCCCCUAUGUGGUCUACAAGUUCUUCCACUUCCCAGACUACCCCACCUCCACCGUGCACGACUGCUAUGACCCUCACUUCAGUGACAUCAAGUCCUACUCUGUUGCGAUGGAUGCCUGUCUGGAUAAGUACCUGCGGUCCGAGGCACUUAACCUUUACGUGUUUGACUACAAGGAGGAGCAGAAGGACGUCUAUCUGGGCAAAGCCGGUAUUCCUUUGGAGUUGCUGGUCCAGGACAAGGAGAUCUCAGGUGAGUUUGACCUCUACGACUUUUCUGGACGCCACGUGGGCCACAUUGAUGUUGCACUCAAGUGGAAGUUUCCCUACGUCACUCCACCGGGCCUGCUCCAGACCACUAUAAAGUCUGCAGUCUUCCCAGUGGAAAAGCCAGUGGAGGAAGUGCGAGGCAGCAAGAAGGAGACCAAGGAAAGCCGAGGCCACUUUGAUUCCUCUCCGUCUCAUUCUGACACCAUUGCCUCAAAGGAAGCGCUACUAAAGUCCACAAAGAAAAAUCUGGGUAAAGAGCCACAGGCUGCCAGAAGAGUCACCUUCCUGGAAGACAUGCCUCUUGUCCAGCAGGCGUCGUCCAGGACGGUUCCCAGCCCAGCAGACGAAGAAGAAGAGGAAGACGAAGAGGAAGACGAAGACGAAGAAGAAGAGGAAGAAGAAGAAGAAGAAGAGGAGGAUGAAUCUUCUGUGCUCUCUGAAGGGCAGCUGGUGCCUUCAAGCUCCCAAGGCACCUCGGAACUGUGCGAUAUCAACCAAGACGUUCUUCAAGAUGGUGAGAUGGCGCCGGGGUGCAGACGAAAUCGGAGAGACUCGACUCAGUCUGACAGCGAUGACUGCAUUGUCCACUGCCUGGCCAGCAGCACGAAGGUGUCGGAGCGAGUGCGGGUGGAGGUCAUGUCUCUCAGCCUGCCGGCAGAGUCUCGGGUGUCAAAGGACAGCAGCAUAGUGCGUUUCUUUGUGGAGUACUCCUUUCUGGACAUGCCCACAGAAGAGACCCCCCUGUCGUUGCCCAAACCCCCCCCAGGAAAAAGUGUCAGCUUCAACUAUAGCAAAGUCAUUCCCGUGGACGCUGACACCAACAAGCCAAGACGCCGGCUGCUGAGGGAUGUCCUGCAAGGAAAGAACCCACACAUGGAGAGAAUUCGGUUCACAGUGGUGAGCGAGCCUCCGGAGGAGGAGGAGCAGGAGAGGGAAUGUGAAGAUGUGGGCGUGGCCUUCCUGAACAUUCCAGACCUGCUGCACAAACAAGGCAACGUGAUGGAGACAAACCUCAAUGUUAUGGACGGAGGAGAGCUGGUGGGAACUCUGAGCGUGUCUUUUGAGGGAUUGGAGACUCUGCGCGCCAUCAUCGAUGAGCCGAAUGCCGAGCAAAGUUUCCUCUGCUCGCUGUUGCGGUGACAUCAUCGUUGUCAGUCAGUUGAACGUCAAGACUGACAGUGAUCAUAUGACACAAAAUCAGCUAGUUGUGAGAUGACACAACAAGAUUUGAAGUGACAUUUGACCCAAGAUGAGGCUGUAGUCGACUGUCAGAAUGUAAUCCGUGUGACUGAAGACGGUUAGUGGAGUGAAGGAGUACUGUAACUCAUCAAACUCUCUUUACUGUCAAGUGGUCACAUGAUGGACCACACACGUUUUUAGUAGGUUAAAAUAUAAAUAUUACAAAAUCAGCUGCUAACCAGCUGCUCCAGUCCAGUCCUGGGCCUGGUCUUGGUCCCAUGACCAAGGUAAAGAGGACCCUUCAAGUUUGAGUGAAGUUGCUUUUAAACAAAUAAAUGUUUUCUAUGUGAAAAUGAAA
This is a messenger RNA of Doryrhamphus excisus (bluestripe pipefish), 4247 nucleotides long. RefSeq names its product RPGRIP1 like (gene rpgrip1l). Gene Ontology annotation, cellular component: photoreceptor connecting cilium. NCBI's taxonomy places the organism in Eukaryota, Metazoa, Chordata, Actinopteri, Syngnathiformes, Syngnathidae. Gene Ontology annotation, biological process: retinal rod cell development; non-motile cilium assembly. The record is from RefSeq and is a predicted model, not a curated record.